AUGUUGCGACAGGCAGUGGCCGCUAGGAAACUCCUGUACUUCAAGGACGUUGACCAGGAGACCUUGCAAAAACUCAUAGCCGCCAUGGAGGUUUUCCGCUUCCCCGACGGUACGCAAGUGUCGCGGCAAGGCAGCUAUCGAGGAAGCCACUUUUUCAUCGUGUCGAAGGGCACGUUGGUGGUCUUGAGGAAUGGUGAAACCAAGUCGGAGAUCACUAAAGGUGCUGCUUUCGGGGAGAACGUGAUCCUCAUGUCAGGUGCACAAGACGCCACAAUCCAAGCCAAAGGAGAGGUGGAGGUCUAUGGCAUGCAUGGAGUGAGGAGCCGUGCUCUCCUGGCUGAGCAGUAUCAGCGAGAAAGAGGUCAAGCCAGCAGUGCAGUGAACGAAGCACUCAGUUGUGAUUCCUGCUGGCUGCUACGCAAACUCACGCCGUAUCAGAUGCAGUGCCUGUUUGACAAAGUCAAUGUGCUUGGCUUCGAGAAUGGCGCCACAAUCCUGGAAGCUGGCCACAAGGAGACGCCCGACCUUCACAUUGUGUUGCAAGGGCAGGUCUCCCUCACCGCCGGGGGCCAGGAAGUCUCGGUUGUGGAGCGUAUGGGCGUAGUUGGUGACGGCGGCUUGCUGUGCAAGGAGGAAGCCUUAAAAGCAGUGGCUUGUGGGGCUGUCCAGACGCUGGCCCUCGACAGAACUCUGCUGGAGCAGAUGUUCGGGACGAACUUGGAGGAGACCGUGAUCCGAUCACGGAUCCUAGACACCUUGAGACAACAGGAGGACCUGAUCCACUUACGUGUGGACCAGCUGGACGGCCUCGCGAGCCUUUGCGAGGUCAUCGAUCUGCAGCCGGGCUCCACCAUCGAAAGGUCCAGCUACCGUUUGGGCUUCAGCCUGGCCGGGCAGGCCGAGGCAGUGCUGCUCGACAGAGAUGGAAAUGUCCGCCCUCCCGUUCAGCUCAGUGCCAGAGGCAACGUUCUUCAUCCGGAAGAUGCGGACUUGGAUGGGGACAGGUCACCCGUGCUCAGGCUAAAACUAGCUCCAACAGCGACACAGCCGGCAAAAAUGGCAUUGUGGUCAGGCCGUCCGGUGGCAGGCUUUCUGGAGGUCGUCCGUCGAAAAAAGCGUGUCAGUUCCAGUCCAGACAUCUCGCCCAUGAGCACCAGCAGUGAGAACCGUGCACGGUCACCCUCCAUGAGAUUAGCUGUACUCUCGGAUGACAAGGUGGGGGCUUUGCGGAAAGUCGUGGUUUUCCGGACCCUGGCGCCGGACCAACUCCACAGGCUGGCCGAAGCGUUGGAGGUAAAGAAGAUGAAGCCAGGCCAAAUAGUGUUCAACCAAGGCGAAAAGGGCCAGGAGUUCUACAUUAUCCAUACAGGCUUGUUGGAGGUGUCCAUAGACGGGCGCAAGGUGCGCACACUUGGCAUGGGAGACUAUGUCGGUGAAAGAGCCCUGCUGUUUGACGGCCCUCGCACUGCAACGGUCAAAGUCGUAGAGGACUGUGAGCUUUGGAUGAUGGACUUGGAUGACUUCAACCAGGCUGUGCAGGGUCCGAUCCUGGAAUACAUGAAGGCGCGAAUCGGCCUCCAGAACACCAAGAUCGAUCUAAAUUCUUUGACGUGCCUUCGCGUGAUCGGGAGAGGAGGAUUUGGAGUGGUGAAGAUGGUCCAGUCCAAGACCAGCGACACCAGGUAUGCGUUGAAAUGCGUCAGUAAGAAGCAGGCGGUCGAGCAGAAGCAGCAAAAGGCGCUUGCGCAUGAGAGAAACAUCCUGGCAGAACUGGACCAUCCGUUCAUCAUCAAGUUCGUGCGCUCGUUCAACAGUCCUCGACAUGUGUACUUCCUCACGGAAUUAGUCACGGGAGGAGAGCUCCUGGAUGCUCUAGAUGCUCUAGGCCUUCUCCAGGCACCGCAGGCCCAGUUCUACUCCGCGUCGAUCAUACUGGCUUUAGAGUUCCUCCAUGAGCGACGGAUAGCGUAUCUUGAUCUCAAAGGGGAAAAUUGCCUCAUCGACCAGCAUGGCUACCUGAAGAUUAUUGACUUUGGAGUAGCCGAGCGGAUUACCGAUGGUCGAAUAUAUGCGGUGAAGGGGACGCCGCUCUUCAUGGCACCAGAGGUAAUACUGGGAAAGGGAUACACCACUUCGGCUGACCUUUGGAGUCUCGGCGUUUGCCUCUUUGACUUCAUGGUCGGUUCGUUUCCAUUUGGGGACGAUCAGGCUGGAAACGCCGAGAUCUUCAAAGCCGUCCUCAAGGCUCCACUGAAAUUCCCGAAAUGGCUCGGCGUGCACGAAAAGGAUGCCAAGGAGCUUAUGAAGGCUCUGCUGUGCAGAGACCCUGCGAAGCGACUUGGUGCCGGCCAGCGGGGUUACGAAGAGUUGAAGGAGCAUCCUUUCUAUGCGGACUUCAGAUGGGAAGGGCUCUUGGCUCGACAGCUGGAUCCGCCCUUCGUCCCCAAGGGGGAGACAUAUGCCGAAGAUGCAGAAAUCGGGAAGGACGUAGAGCCUGGAACGUUAACAGUUCUGGAGGAGGAUGAUGGAGACGGCGACGACGACUGGGUUGAUCCCGAUCCAUCCUGGGCAGAUGAGUUUUGA
Messenger RNA from Symbiodinium sp. CCMP2592, 2583 nucleotides. The record is from the annotation of a GenBank genome assembly. NCBI's taxonomy places the organism in Eukaryota, Dinophyceae, Suessiales, Symbiodiniaceae.